Molecule: messenger RNA, 4925 nt
Organism: Malaclemys terrapin pileata
Lineage: Eukaryota; Metazoa; Chordata; Testudines; Emydidae
Gene: LIPE
Product: lipase E, hormone sensitive type
Exons: 10
Coding region: 1916-4327 (803 amino acids)
Biological process (GO): triglyceride catabolic process; cholesterol metabolic process
Cellular component (GO): cytosol
Molecular function (GO): triacylglycerol lipase activity; sterol ester esterase activity
Source: RefSeq, a predicted model, not a curated record
AAACUGAGGCACGGGGGGGGGGCGGGGCCGGGAAUGGACCCAGGCGUCCGGGCGCCGCGCGCGGGUCCCUCGGGGUCUGUCCCCCCCCCCCGCGAGCCGCGUGUGACGGACGCUCCGGGCGGGGCCACGUGCCCCGGUCCCGGUCCCGGCUCCGGGGAGACAGGUCCUGGGGCCCGAUUCUGCCCCGAUCCCCCCCCACAGGCUCUGCUCUCUCGCCCCCCCCCGCCCUGGCGCCCGGGUCAACGGGGGGAAGGAGGCGAGUUCCGUAGGGAAUUAGCUGCUGCUCCCUGCGGCUCCCGAGAGGGGACAUCGGACUCCUGGCCACCAGCCCCGGGUGCUGUGUGCGAGCUGGGCACCUGCACAACUCCCCGCUGGCGGGUGACUGGCACCAGCCCGAGCGGCACAUUCCCGUGUUGGGCGAACUCUCCGGCCCUGGGUCCUUCUCAGAGUCCUGACGCGUGAGCCCAGUUGGUGUCGGCAACACACCGCAGACGGUUUAGUCCAGGGGUCGGCCACCGUUCAGAAGUGCUGUGCGAGUCUUCAUUCAGUCACUCGGGUUUAAGGUGUCGCGUGCCAGUCAUACAUUUUAACGUUUUUAGAAGGUCUCUUUCUAUAAGUCUAGAAUAUAGAACUAAACUAUUGUAUGUAAAGGUUUUUAACAUGUUGAAGAAGCUUCAUUUAACAUUAAAUUAAAACGCAGAGCCCCCCGGACCGGUGGCCAGGACCCGGGCAGUGUGAGUGCCACUGAAAAUCAGCUCGCGUGCCGUCUUCAGCACGCGUGCCAUAGGCUGCCUACCCCUGGUCUAGUCUCUUCUUGGCUUCGGCUGCCAUCUUCUGACUUGUGGCCCAAACCUUCGCUCCGUGUCCAAGGUCAUUGCAAGGUAUCCUGGCUCGCCCUCAACGCUAACACGUUCUCCAUCCAGUGUCCGUUGCAGACUGUCGUUGAACCUCUUACGGUUUUGUUGGAUUCAGCUAAAGUUUGUUUGUUUGCUCAUCUGGUUACAGUACCAAGUCCUCAUUCAGUUCAUUCUCCACUAUCUCUAUGUCCAACCCUGACACACAGCAUGAUCUCGCCUGCACGGAGGCAUACAGGUGAUGUCACGCGGCCGGACAGUCCAGAGGAGUCCAGCAGGAAAAGAGGACUUAACACUGAGCCCAAAGGAACUCCUGCGCUGAGGCCUUGCCUUCGAAAUAGUACCUUUUAGUCUUCCUGUUAUUGUCCUGUACUGCAGGAAAUCUCCUAUCCCGAGGUACGUUGUGCCACAGAUUCCCCUCUCGCUGAGUUUCACUGAGACACUAUCACACACCGCGUUGAGAUCCAAACAGACUCCUCUUGGUCAUUGGGGUGGCUGGGAUGGGAAUCCGUCAAUGAGAGGCUGGCAGAAGGCUCCCAGGGAACCUGGAACUGAGUGCGAGGCCCGUCUGCCUUUGGGAUGAGUUUCAUCUUCCCUCCUGUUGGAAGCCUCCGCAGAAGCCGUGAUUGGACCGUGUGCCCCGUUAUCUGUCGAGGUGACUGGCUGAGGAUACAGGCUGGUAGCAGCUUGGAGAAGACGGAUCCAGGCCAGACUUAAGAACAGUAACUGCUGAGUUCCACUGAUCAGGGACCGUCCCUUUUCUCCAUGAUUUGUCGAUGAACUCCAACAACCCGGCUUUAGCCUUCUUCCCAAAGUGUCAAGUAUCAGGGGGUAGCCGUGUUAGUCUGUAUCUACAAAAACAACAAGGAGUCUGGUGGCAACUUAAAGACUAACAGAUUUAUUUGGGCAUAAGCUUUCGUCGGUAAAAACAUCACAUCUUCGGAUGCAUAAACUGAAAUUUACAGAUUCAGGCAUUAUAUACUGACACAUGGAGAGCAGGGAGUUACUUCGCAAGUGGAGAACCAGUGUUGACAGGGCCAAUUCAAUCAGGGCCCCGCGCCAUGGACUCCCGGCCCCUGUUCCAGGCCCUGCACGUGGUGGCUGAGGACAACGUGGCCUUCUUCCGGCAGAGCGCUUCGGAGACGGGGCGCCGGUUCGUGGCGGCCUUCACGGCCAUCGGGGAGCACGCCCGCCGCCUGGAGCCGAUUCUGCGCCACUUUGCCAGCGUCUACCACGUCUUCGACCUGGACGAGGCCACGCCGGCCAACGGGUACCGCAGCCUGGCGCAGACGACGCGCUGCUGCCUGGCCCACGUCCUGCACAAGAGCCGCUACGUGGCCGCCAACCGCCGCAGCAUCUUCUUCCGCACGGGCCACAACGCGGCCGAGCUGGAGGCCUAUUGCGCCGCCCUGAGCCAGCUGCGGGCCCUGCUGUACCUGGCGCAGCGCCUGCUGACCCACAACCGCCCCGGCUGCCUCUUCCACCACGAGGAGCGCGGCCUGACCGAGUUGGUGCUGCGGGAGUACGGCACCCUGCACAAGGGCUGCUUCUACGGGCGCUGCCUGGGCUUCCAGUUUGCCCCCUCCAUCAGGCCCUUCCUCCAGACCAUCGCCAUCAGCCUGGUCUCCUUCGGAGAGAACUACAGACGCCACGACUCCGGCCUCAGCAUGGCGGCUGGCUCGCUGUUCACGUCGGGGAAGUUCGCCAUCGACCCAGAGCUGCGGGGAGCCGAGUUCGAGAGGAUCACGCAGAACCUCGACGUGCAUUUCUGGAAGAGCUUCUGGAACCUGACAGAGACCGAGCUGCUGGCUUCCGUGGCCAGCAUGGCGUCCACACCAGUGCGGGUGAUCCGGGCGCUGACGGUGCCCCCCGAGCCCUUCGAGCUGCCGCUGGCUGCCGACCCCUCAUUGAGCAUCACCAUCAGCCCCCCGGUGGCGCACACUGGCCCUGGGCCUGUCCACAUGCGCCUCAUCUCCCAUGAGCUGCGUGAGGGGCAGGACAGCGAGGCACUCUCCGCACUGGCCCCGGCCGAAGGCCCACUGGGGCUGGAGCUGUGGCGCAAGGCAGCGCCUGCGCCCCCCUCGCCCCUGCUGCUGGUUCACUUCCACGGCGGCGGGUUCGUGGCGCAGACGUCAAAGUCGCACGAGCCGUACCUGCGGGGCUGGGCGCAGGAGCUCGGCGCCCCUGUGCUCUCCGUCGACUACGCCCUGGCGCCCGAGGCCCCCUUCCCCCGCGCCCUGGAGGAGUGUUUCUACGCCUACUGCUGGGCCCUGCGUCACUGCCGCCUGCUGGGCUCCACAGCGCAGCGGGUCUGCCUGGCUGGGGACAGCGCCGGCGGGAACCUCUGCCUCACCGUGACCAUGCGGGCGGCCGCCUUCGGCAUCCAGCUGCCCGAUGGCAUCAUGGCGGCCUAUCCCGUCACCCUGGUGCGGGCCGCGGCCUCGCCCUCCCGCCUGCUUACCCUGCUCGACCCCCUGCUGCCCCUCAGCGUACUCUGCAAGUGCCUCAGCGCCUACGCCGGCACGGAACCGGCGGAGGGGGAGCCCCCCGGGCUGGAGAAGCUGGGCCCGGUGAACAUGGUGCGGCGGGACACGGCGCUGCUGUUGCAGGAGCUGCGGCAGAGCGCCUCGGCCUGGCUGGGGGCGCUGCUGGACAGCCCGGGGCGCAGCAACGGGGCUGGCGCAGAGGCCAUGCGGACGAGCGUCUCGGAGGCAGCGCUGGACGACGACUCAGCUGUCAAAUCCAGGGGCUCCCGCAAGAGCCAGACCUGCCAGGAUCUAUCAUGCGGGGUGUCAGCCCCCCUGGCCCCUGCACCUGCCCCCCCUCCCCAGGGCAGCCCCCCCAGCUUCUUCCUGAGUGGGGGGCAGCUGGAGGAAGAGGCCCCCGGGGACGAGGGGCUGCAGUAUCCCGACGGCUUUGAGCCGCUGCGCUCGGACCAGCCCUCCGCCAGCAUCACCCUGGAGGCAUCGCCCGUGGUCAAGAACCCCUUCAUGUCGCCCCUGCUGGCCCCGGACAGCAUGCUGCGAGGACUGCCGCCAGUCCAUAUCGUGGCCUGCGCCCUGGACCCCAUGCUGGACGACUCGGUGAUGUUCGCCCGGCGGCUGCGGGAGCUGGGCCGGCCGGUGACGCUGCGGAUCGUGCAGGACUUGCCGCACGGCUUCCUGAGCCUGUCCCAGCUGUGCCGUGAGACCCGCCAGGCGGCCGCGCUCUGCACCCGCGUCAUCCGUGAGAUCCUGCUGCCCCCGGAGCCCACGCCGCCCACCGCCCCGCCCUCGCCCCACAAGCACCGCAAGCUGGAGCGGACGCCGCACUCGGGGGCUGCCACGGGCCUAGCCACGCCCACCCUCAAGAGUCCCACCACAGCUGCCUUGGAGACCACGCCCGGCCCGGGGGGUCGGGCCCCAGGGGAAACCCCCCAGAGGCGAGAGCCGGGGCCCCAGGGCGGCCCGGCAGGCAGGGAGGUGGGGGCCUGAGCCCCCGGCCGUGGUCCGGGAUUUCCUGGGAGCCCCUUGGUGCUUUUCUCUCUGUGGCUCCCGGUUAGGGGGAAAAGGGGGGUCCCCCCCGAGAGCCUGGAUGUCCCCCCCAGCCCCCACCCCCGGGGACCGGUUUGUAGUGGUUUAUGCUGGAGGGCGUUUGCUGCUGUCUGUAUCCUGUGGCCUGAGGAGAAGGGGGUGUCUCCUGUCCCCCUCCCCCAGCCCUUCCUGGGCUCCCACACUCCAGCGCUGCUCUGGAUGGGACCCCCUGCGCUCCAAGGAACGCCCCACGUGCCAGGCCUGAGCUGAGGGUGCAGCCCCAGCCCCCCCCCCCCCAUGCUGACUCCAGGGGUGGGGCAGAGGAGCUGGGCUGCCCUUCCAUACACCGGGGGUGGGGGUAGGGUGGGAGCUCUCUGCCCCCCUCCUUUCCCUAUGUGCACUGGGGGGGCACUCCAGCCCAUCUGCCCCCCCCAACGACUCACCCCCGCCUGCUGCUGCUGUGAACCAAAUGAAGGGUUGGGGGUGCGCUCCCUUCUGGGGGGCGCUGGGGACCCCCAUCCACAACCUUCAGUUUUGUAAAUAAAAGAGUUUGACAUUG